Paracoccidioides brasiliensis Pb18 is the source of this 1737-nucleotide messenger RNA. RefSeq lists its product as uncharacterized. Gene Ontology annotation, molecular function: ATP-dependent protein folding chaperone; ATP binding. The record is from RefSeq and is a predicted model, not a curated record. Gene Ontology annotation, cellular component: cytosol; nucleus. The transcript has 5 exons. Bases 1 to 1737 code for a protein of 578 amino acids. Gene Ontology annotation, biological process: protein folding.
AUGAGUGAAGAAACCAACGGGGUCACCCCCGAGUCCGGAGGAAGAUGCGCUAUUGGGCUAUCCUUUGGAAACACCAACAGCUCUAUAGCUUACACAUCACCAGAAGGGAAAGCGGAAGUAAUAGCCAAUGAGGAGGGAGACCGUCACAUACCCUCCAUUCUUUCAUACGUUGAUGCGGAAGAAUACCAUGGGAACCAGGCCAAAGCGCAACUUGUUCGAAAUCCUUCGAACACCGUUGCUUAUUUCAGAGACUUUCUAGAAAAAGACUUCAAGUCGAUAGAUCCAACUCCCUGUCAUGCGUCUGCCCAUCCUCAAUUGCAUGGUACCACCAUCGCUUUCAAAAUCCAUGAUACCGCCAGCGAAGAACCCAGCACGGUGACGGUCUCAGAAAUAGCUACUCGCCAUCUGCGUCGUCUCCGGCAGUCUGCAUCGGAGUUCCUUGGAAAGGAUGUGAAUGCAGUCGUUGUCACAGUCCCUACAAAUUUCUCGGAUGCCCAGCGCUCCGCCUUGACCGUAGCAGCGAAAGCGGCUGGACUUGAAAUCCUCCAAUUCAUCCCAGAACCUGUUGCUGCUCUGCUAGCAUAUGAUGCACGUCCCGAGGCCGUAGUGAAGGACAAGCUAGUUGUGGUAGCUGAUCUAGGUGGCACGAGGUCCGAUGUUGCUGUCAUUGCGUCGCGGGGUGGAAUGUACACCAUCCUGGCAACUGCCCACGAUUACGAACUUGGGGGCGCUCAACUAGAUCAAGUCUUGAUUAAUCAUUUUGCCAAGGAAUUUAUGAAGAAGCACAAGACAGACCCCAGAGAAAAUGCCAAAAGUUUGGCUAAACUGAAGUUGGAGGCGGAAUCAACUAAGAAGGCCUUAAGUUUAAGUACCAAUGCCACUCUUAGCAUCGAAAGUCUUGCGGACGGAGUCGAUUUCAGCUCUACCGUCAACAGAACAAGAUAUGAGCUUCUUUCCGCAAAAGUGUUCUCCAGCUUCACCAAGCUAAUCGAGGAGGCCGUGAAAAAAGCCGAUCUGGACAUCCUCGAUAUUGUUGAGGUUAUCCUUUCUGGUGGGACAUCUCACACCCCAAAGAUCGCAAGGCUUGUCCAAUCUCUCUUCCCUGCCACAACAACAGUCCUCGCUCCAUCCACCUCACCAACUGCCAUCAAUCCAUCUGACCUGUCCGUGCGCGGUGCCGCAAUCCAAGCUUCCCUAAUCGAGGAGUUUGAAACAAAUGACAUCGAACAAUCCACCCACCCCAUGGUCACUGUAACCCCCCACCUCCAAAACGCCAUCGGUGUCCAACUCAUCACCGCCACCGACGACAACUACGCCGUCUUUAAACCACUCCUUAAUGCCGAAACAGCCCUCCCGGCCCGCCGCACUGCUCAUUAUGCCGUUCCCAAAGCUGGCGGAGACGUCCUUAUCCGCGUCUGUGAAGGUACCCGCGAGAUCAAAGUCACGAAACCUGAGCCUAAGGAGAAGCCUGCCAAGGGAGCUGAUGGCGAGGACGAGGAUUCCGACUUAGACUCCGAUGACGAGGAGGAGGAAGAUAUCAGAGAAAUUGUCUGGAAGGUAUCCAAGCCAAUUGCAGAAUUUGCAAUCAGGGGUGUCAAGCCCAAUGGCAAGGUUGAGGUUAUGGUGGCCGUGAGUGAGCAGCUGGCUGUCCAGAUCACAGCGCGUGAAGUUGGUGGAAAGGGUGGUGUUAGGGCUCUGGUGGAGCCGCCAAAGGCGACGGAAAACGGAAGUGCAUAA